AUGGCCCAGCACCGGUCACAACACUGGGGCGGUAUAAUGGCCCAGCACCGGUCACAACACUGGGGCGGUAUGAUGGCCCAGCACCGGUCACAACACUGGGGCGGUAUAAUGGCCCAGCACCGGUCACAACACUGGGGCGGUAUGAUGGCCCAGCACCAGUCACAACACUGGGGCGGUAUGAUGGCCCAGCACCGGUCACAACACUGGGGCGGUAUAAUGGCCCAGCACCGGUCACAACACUGGGGCGGUAAAGAGUCAACGUCACGUGGUCAGCGAAAUAAAAAUCUGAAACUAGAAACUAGACUGCAUGAAAGGGGAGAAACCGAUGAUUAUCGACCAUGA
Messenger RNA from Mya arenaria, 342 nucleotides. RefSeq lists its product as uncharacterized. The transcript is spliced from 2 exons. The record is from RefSeq and is a predicted model, not a curated record. Bases 1 to 342 code for a protein of 113 amino acids. Lineage: Eukaryota; Metazoa; Mollusca; Bivalvia; Myida; Myidae.